Molecule: messenger RNA, 2055 nt
Organism: Plodia interpunctella (Indianmeal moth)
Lineage: Eukaryota; Metazoa; Arthropoda; Insecta; Lepidoptera; Pyralidae
Gene: Ir76b
Product: Ionotropic receptor 76b
Exons: 10
Coding region: 92-1741 (549 amino acids)
Biological process (GO): synaptic transmission, glutamatergic; modulation of chemical synaptic transmission
Cellular component (GO): postsynaptic density membrane; plasma membrane
Molecular function (GO): transmitter-gated monoatomic ion channel activity involved in regulation of postsynaptic membrane potential; sodium channel activity; glutamate receptor activity
Source: RefSeq, a predicted model, not a curated record
UCCUACACGGCAUUUGGUGCCCGACGGCGGAGGGUAGAAGCGUCGCUUAAACUAAGGCUAAUGGUGUUCGGCGGGUGACCGUCGCCAUGCUAUGGCAGCCGGGGUGGACCUCAUCAUAUCCGCCGUCUGCAACGCCACCUUCUGCGAACCCAUCUACGAUAACCCUGCUCUAGAAACAACACAUUCAAAAUCCCGGGCGGUUCUCAAUACUUUAGCCAAAGAAGUGAACGGCGCACAUCUCAAGAUUGCGACAUUUAAUAAUUUUCCUAUGAGCUGGGUGGAGCGGCAAGAAAAUGGAACUCACGUGGGUCGCGGUGUGGCUUUCACUAUCGUGGACAUUUUGCGCGAAAAGUUCAACUUUACGUAUGAAAUCGUUGUUCCGGAGAAGAACUUCGAAAUGGGGGGCAAGAUGCCCGAGGAAUCUCUAGUGGGGAUGGUUAAUGUCAGUAAUGUCGACAUGGCCGCAGCAUUCGUGCCCAAGGUCUGGCAAUACCAGAGGAAGGUGGACUUCUCGACAGACCUGGACGAAGGGGUGUGGAUAAUGAUGCUGAAGAGGCCCAAAGAGUCUGCCGCCGGCUCCGGACUGCUAGCACCAUUCACUAGCCACGUUUGGUACUUAAUCCUGGUAGCAGUACUAGCGUACGGCCCUUGCAUCACUCUUUUGACAAGGCUUCGUUCCAAAAUCAUGCCAGAGGAUGAGCAGCCCAUCAAGCUGUCCCCCAGUUUCUGGUUCGUGUAUGGAGCCUUCAUCAAGCAGGGGACUAAUUUGGCGCCGGAGGCUAAUACCACCCGAGUGCUGUUCACAACUUGGUGGCUGUUCAUAAUUCUACUAUCAGCAUUCUACACCGCGAACCUGACUGCCUUCCUGACUCUGUCCAAGUUCACCCUUGACAUCGAGUAUCCGAAGGAUCUGUAUAAGAAAAACUACCGCUGGGUGGCAGCAGAGGGCAGUGCGGUGCAGUAUAUUGUUGCAGCUCCAAAUGAAAACCUCUACUACCUAAACGCGAUGGUGAAAAACGGGCGCGCGGAGUUCCGUUCCUUUCAGAACCAUUCGGAGUACCUACCCAUGGUGAAGAACGGAGCGGUUCUGGUGAAGGAACGCGACGCGAUAGAACACACCAUGUACGCGGAUUAUCUUCAGAAGGCCCGUGAGGGAGUCGCUGAAGCUGACAGGUGUACGUAUGUAGUAGCUCCUAACAAAUUCAUGGCUAAACGGAGAGGAUUUAUAUACCCUAGAAAUAGUAAACUGAAGCCCUUAUUCGAUUCAAUACUCUGGUUUAUCAACCAAGCGGGUCUGGUGAACUUCCUCAAGAGCCGGGACCUGCCGUCCACCAAGAUCUGCCCGUUAGACUUGCAGUCCAAGGACCGUCAGCUCAGGAACAGCGACCUCAUAAUGACAUACAUGAUCAUGAUCGUCGGUCUGUGUGCGGCCAGCGCCAUCUUCAUUGGAGAGGUUGUGGUAAAGCGGUACGUCCGAAUUAAAUUCCGAAAACCAGCGGACAAAACCAAAGAGAAAAGGAAGAAGACCAAAUUCAACAAGAGUUCCACGGUGCACUACUACUACGAUAGCAAACCUCCGCCGUACGACGCCAUCUUUGGAAAAUCUAAACCGAAGCUUCUAGAAGGUAGACAACUAAAGGUUGUUAAUGGUAGAGAGUAUUUGGUAGUAGAAUUUAAUGGAGGGUCUAGAUUAGUUCCUGUUAGGACACCGUCUGCGUUUUUGUAUAAUUUGGAGAAAUAACAAAAAAAAAGGCGCGAUUAAAACGAAUAACUUUUAUAGUAAAAAAUACCUUCACAUAAAUUUAAUGUUAUAAAGAUUUAGAUCAAAUUUUAUUUCUGUAAUAUUAAUUACAAAUAACUAUUUUAACUACUUAAAAGGUACUAUUUUUGUAGGACUUCACCUAGACGAGUGUGAUGUUAUGUAGUUUUUGUUUAGGUGAUUGAAUCAGUAAAUGCCACAUUAGAUUUAAGUGUUGAUUUGAUUCACUAAUUAGCACUGAGGAGCAGAACAUUAUAUAUAUUAUGUGAUGUUACGAAAUAAAACGAUCUUUCAAA